This is a messenger RNA of Achroia grisella, 3500 nucleotides long. It is a transcript of the gene Topors, whose product is annotated as E3 ubiquitin-protein ligase Topors-like. The record is from RefSeq and is a predicted model, not a curated record. Gene Ontology annotation, molecular function: ubiquitin protein ligase activity; metal ion binding. NCBI's taxonomy places the organism in Eukaryota, Metazoa, Arthropoda, Insecta, Lepidoptera, Pyralidae. The coding region runs from base 321 to 2528 and encodes 735 amino acids. Gene Ontology annotation, biological process: protein polyubiquitination; protein monoubiquitination. The transcript is spliced from 5 exons.
UUCUAGAGCCGCAAAACUAAUAAAGGUAUUAUUAAAAAAAAAUAACUUUACACUUUGGUUAGGUUAUUAAACAGUCAUUGGUAUUUGAUUGCAUUUUUAUAUUUUAUUACUAAUUUUAAUUAUAAUUUGUGCAGUGAAAAACUAUUAGUGGUCUAAAAAGUAGGAUAUUUUUCUUAAAUAUAGUUGUUUAUCUUUCCUCGGGAGGCUUCUCGUCAUGUCACGUUUCAAAGGAAAUCUGUCAAGAUCACGCUCAUUCAGUAUGUAGAAUCUGGGAUUGUGUUAUCACUUCUCGAGAUUAAAACAAAGGAUUGUUUAUCAAAAUGGAGACAGUAUCUCCAACACUGCCUGACGACAGUUCAAGUGCCAACCCUAGCAGUGUUAAGAGUGAUGACAGCAGUCCACGUCAUGAAGGUGGCCGGGGUUCACCACCACCAAAUUGUGCAAUAUGCCUUGGUACAUGCAAGAACAAAUCAUUCACUGAUUCCUGCCUACACCAGUUCUGCUUUAAAUGUCUUUUGACUUGGAGUAAAGUGAAAGCAGUAUGUCCACUUUGUAAACAGAAUUUUAAAUCAAUAAUACACAAUGUACGUUCCAAUCACCAAUAUGAGGAGUAUAUGGUGGAGCAAAGAGAGACUGAAGAGACUAUUGAAAGAUUGGACAAUGAUAGCUCAAUUACACCUACAAGGAGAUUUAGAUACAGGACGACGUUGACUCUGCCGCGGCAGGAGUCGAUCACGAUCCAGGAGCUGCUGACGCAGUACCCGCUGUCCGCGGAGCUGUUCCCGCCGCCGGCGCCGGCGCCGCGCCGCCGCCCGUCGCCGGCCUCGUUCCGUCGCACCGUCUACCGCCACCGGCUCUGGGCGCGCCCGCUACCAGACUUCACGGGACGGUUCAGGGAUUGCACGCCGGAAUUCUACAGGUACAAUGACACGCAAAUGCACCGGUUAGUACCAUGGCUGAACAGAGAACUUAAUUAUUUGUUAAAUGAAAAUGUGGGGCAUAUAUCUUACGUAAUUACUCGCAUAUUGGAAUUACUUCCUCGGUACCAUAUUGCAUCGCAGGAAUUUAGAGAAGCUGUACAAGUCUAUCUUAGAGAUAGAACGGAGCAUUUUCUUCAUGAACUAUAUUGUUUCGCUUCCACUCCUUACGAUAUGACUGGUUACGAUAGGUAUGUACAAUAUACCACUAGAAUAUCAACAAUGGUCAAUGAAGUUAUUUCUAGUUCUGAAUCAGAAGGAAGUGUCGAUUCUGAUAUAGUUAUGGUAUCAAGCUCAGAACCAGCGGAACCUCCCGCUGGACCAUCCAGAGUUUCCAGUUUCUCAAGAUUACCGGGCCCAUCUAGGAUACAGGGAUCUUCCAGGUUGACAGGUUCCUCCAGAGUGCCAGAGCCAGUGUAUCCACAAAAUUACAUUUCUGAACCUACAUCAAAUAAUAACGUUAUAACAAUCGAAACAAUAUCACAAUCGGACACUGAUGAUGAUUCCUCGGAAGUUAUGGUAGUGGGAUACAUAAAACCACCCCAGGAUAGAACACCUGAGGUGGUGGACUUACUCGGUUCAGACAGUGACGUAAUAGUGCAAGAUACCGUGCCAGAACCGACACCAGACGCUAAUGAAACUCAAGAGAACCGGCCUUUAGUGAAGUUUACUUUGAAACGUCACGUACCAAACGACGACGGCGACUCGGACAGUGGCGAGAGUACUAGUCGGCCACCGCCGGCCGCCCGCCGCCGCCGUCGUCAGCGCUCCAACGACUCCACCACCACCAGCGACACCUACCGCUCCACGCCCUCCCCCGCCAGCGAGUGGCAACCGAUGUCUGACUCGCUCGCCUCGCUAUCCACGUGUCCAUCGCUGAUGAGCCCGUCGACCGACGCCACAUCUACUAGCGAUACCUACAGUGAUUCGAGUAGUACUUCUUCGUCUAAUACUAGAAGAACCAAAAUGCUGAAGCGAAAAACUAAAAGAAAAUCUAAUAAAGAAAGUUUAACAACCGUGAAAGAGAAAAAGAGAAGUAGAACGAAACGUACAUCACGAACUCAUCGCAAAGAUAAACAAUCGGUUCGAUUAGAAAAAGAUAAAUCUAGGAAACGUAAAUCACAUUCUAGUAAAACGAUCAAACCGUUAAAAAAGAAUGAAGCCACUAGUACUGCAGAUCUAAUGCCUGUCAAUAUAGAUCAACCUAGCACUAGCGGAGUCUCUAGUAAUCAUAAAGACAGAUCAAAAAGAGAGCGCAAGCGACGACCACCGAGCUCAGAGAGCAAGCGACGGCCCGCGAGCUGCGAGAGUAAAAGACUGAAAAGUGUUGUUAAUAUUAUGUGUAAUAAAAACAAUGGUGAAUCGAGUUCCAGCGGAACGUGUAAUGUUUUAAAUAGUGCCCUAACAAAUUCAAAUGCUAGUAAUACUUUACCUGAAAAUAGUUUAACGCAAGCAGAAACUUCUGCUACGACGACCAUGAAAGAUAACGAAGAUUCUGAUUCCGAAGAUAACCUGCCAUUAAAUUUGACAAUACAGAAAUUACUUCAGUAACAUGUGAUAUGUAUCUAGCAGUAAAUAAGAAAGAGUUCCUCGCAGGCUCAUCAUACUGAUCUUUCAAUCAAUUGCAUUUUAUACCCCCAGAAUUAUUUGGGAUAUUGUAUAGUGAUAAAUAUCAGGACUGUAUGAAAAAUUUGUAUGUUUCUUGAAUUAGAUUCAGAGACUUGAUUUUGAAGUAGUGUAAUAUAACCAUUGUACAUGAUAGUAUACAUGUCUACUUAUAUAUAAACAUUAUGUAUAGAAUUUUGUUUAUUUCAUAAAUCUUAAAUUUCAAAUGAUUGUGAAUAUUCGUUAAUAAUUGGAUAAUUUUGGUAAUGAAGUGCAAGUUCCUGCAAGUCAAUUUGUUUUAAUUUUGUUUGAAAUACGGGUAUUAAAAUUAAUACUGGAAUCAAUAUUUAUUUAAAAUAAUUAAGAACUCCUGACUCUGACAAAAGAAAUUACCUUUAUGUCUAAAUUGUUACAUCUCCUUACAUAAUAAAUCCAAAUAUUAGUCCUUCACAAUUUUAUAUGUGUAUAUAAUAUACUGUAAUGUCAAUGAUAGUAAUUAUUAGAAUUUUCUAUCAAAUAAAAUAAUGGAAAUUAUUACAUCACAUACGAGUUUACCAAAUAGACCAAUCAAAUUUUUGUAUCUUGUCAAACUUGUAUUGCCAAUUCAGAUGUAUUUGUAACCUAUCACAGGAUAUGGAGUAUAUACAAGUUUACAUAUGUACAAUAAGAAAAACAGAAUAUCUUGCAGAAAAGUUUAUAAAAACAUAAAUCAACAUUACACAUCAGCACAAAAUAAUGAGGUAGUCUUGUAAAUUUAUAUUAAGUUUAAUUGUCUACAAUAUUCCAAAUAUCUACUAAUUAAUCAGCAUCAAUUUACUGUAAAUGUUAAUAUGUACCGAUGUUCGGAGACUGGUAUCACUUAAAUUAUUUAUUCAGACAGCAUAUAUCUUAUAUAGAAUUUUAGUAAAUAAAUGUACA